This is a messenger RNA of Clunio marinus, 210 nucleotides long. The record is from the annotation of a GenBank genome assembly. NCBI's taxonomy places the organism in Eukaryota, Metazoa, Arthropoda, Insecta, Diptera, Chironomidae.
AUGUAUGCAUGCAUGAAUAAAACAGAAUGGAAAGUACUGAUCAUGAGAGAAGCUCGCCAGAACAUGCACUUGGUGUUUGGUUUGGUUGUCAAAACUUACGGUAAAGCACUUCCAGCAUUGAUAGGGAAGUUCUCGCUCUGGAAAGUAUUUGCAAAAAGGAGCGCUCAGCCAAAUGAUGUUACACAAAAUAAACAUUUGAAACAUAAAUAA